Juglans regia (Persian walnut) is the source of this 732-nucleotide messenger RNA. RefSeq names its product transcription factor ORG2-like. Gene Ontology annotation, molecular function: protein dimerization activity; DNA-binding transcription factor activity, RNA polymerase II-specific; RNA polymerase II transcription regulatory region sequence-specific DNA binding. The transcript has 3 exons. Gene Ontology annotation, cellular component: RNA polymerase II transcription regulator complex. Lineage: Eukaryota; Viridiplantae; Streptophyta; Magnoliopsida; Fagales; Juglandaceae. Bases 1 to 732 code for a protein of 243 amino acids. The record is from RefSeq and is a predicted model, not a curated record. Gene Ontology annotation, biological process: regulation of transcription by RNA polymerase II.
AUGAUCAAUAUGUUCGCGUUAUCACCAACUUGGCCGCCUUCAGCCAUCGGAUUGGAGUCGGAGCAAUAUUCCAUAAAUCAAGACCAGUACUGCCAGAGCUAUGAAGACCCCCAGACAUUCGAGUCUGCUCAUCAUAAACAAGUCGGGCUUGACCCUCAUGCUCACGUGACAGCACCAACGGCGCCUGUUGGUGGUGGUGGUGGUGACCCAAAAAUGGUUCAAAAGCUUAAUCACAAUGCUAGCGAGCGUGCUCGUCGCAAGAAGAUGAAUGGUCUGUACUCGUCUCUACGUUCGCUGCUUCCAGAGGCAGAUCAGAUGAAGAAAUUAAGCAUUCCGACCACAGUUUCAAGGAUGAUAAAAUACAUACCGGAGCUGGAACAGCAAGUGGUGGGACUGAUUCAAAGGAAGGAAGAGCUUUUGUCGAGGAUUUCUAGGCAGGUAGAUCAAAAUACUCAUCAAGAAAACCAACCAAAAGGAUCAGUUGCUGCAUGGAUCUCUUUGUCUACUGUUUCAGCUAGUCGGGUUAAUGAUAGAGAAGUUGUGAUUCAAAUACCAACAUGUGAAGACCAGAAGACUCCAUUAUCUGAGAUACUUCUCGCUUUAGAGGAGGAUGGACUUCUACUACUUAAUGCGUCAUCCUUUGAGGUCUUUGGAGGGAGGGCCUUUUAUAACUUACAUCUUCAAGAGGUUGAAAGAAGUACUCAAAGUUUGGAGUGCGAGACUCUUGAGUGA